Molecule: messenger RNA, 1751 nt
Organism: Pelagomonas calceolata
Lineage: Eukaryota; Pelagophyceae; Pelagomonadales; Pelagomonadaceae
Source: the annotation of a GenBank genome assembly
CGUUCCGUUUCUGCGAGGGGGCGGGCGGGUAACUCUCGGUCGGUUGUCCUCGCGGUCGGCUUCGUCUCUCUGCGUCGUGGGUGCACUCUCUGGGCCUCUCGGCGACCGCCGCGGCCGGCGCCCGCCCGCGGAGCCAAGAUGCGGCCGACGCAGCACCCGCUCGCGCAGGGCGAGGCAUGGGCUUGUACAGCGUCGCCAGCGGCGAUUUUUGAUCGCUCCUAGGCUAGCGCGCGCAUUUGCAGGCCGGCUCACAGGCUUGCGUGUAGAGGCUGUAUCUCGCCCGCCCGCGGGCCUCGCAGCACUAAACUCGCUCCGUGGCUCCAAAUUGUAGUAUUAGAAGUCUCGACAGUAUCUCACGUCGAAAUUUUGCCGUAUAUCCGCGCAGACAGCGACCGUAACUUGUUGCCAACCUGGGCUUGCAAUCCAAGCGGCCCUCGCCUCUCGCGCUUAGCGUGCCUUCGAACCGCCUGGAGCCGUCAACGGAAGCCUGACAAACCCGCAGGAGGGAUCUAGACACCCACCACAAUUUUUCGUGCGGUGUUCGCGGCCAAAAUCGUCUUGGGAGCCGCUCGAUGCGCAGCGAUGCAUAGUUAGAGGUGGCAUCGCUCGCGAGAGACGCUCUUGUGGUAUACCGCUGCGACGGCAAGUGAACCGCUGAUUACACUGAACACCAGCCUUGUCUGAGAGGCUGCUCUCCCAGCCACUGCAGCCAUGCGCCGCCUGCUCCCGCUCCUCGCAGCCACCCAAGCCUACGAGCUCUGCGUCGGCCAGGACUACUGGAGCAUCAUGAACUACACCGCAGUGAUGGGCAAGCCGGCCUGCGUCAUGUCCUAUGCGUCGCUCUACAACCUCACCGCAGCACUGUGGAACGGUACCGAGUACGGCUCCGGCGUCGAGCACGCGUCACGCCUCCUCGAAUCGCUGCCCGACGCCGACCUGCAGCUCGGGUUGUGGUUGGUGGGCGGCCUUGAUGAUAUAAACAAUGGCUUUUGGGAUGACGCCAUCUCCGAGCUCGUCAAUUUUGUGAGAUGGGCGGCGCCCCGCAAAAUCUAUAUAAGGAUAGGCUACGAGUUCGACAACCCCCAGAACGAGUACGACCCCGUCAGCUACAAGGUAGCUUACUCACGGAUAGCCGACGCGCUGCGACACGAGCCGAACGCCGUCCGAGUGUGGCACUCGUGGUCGUUUCCAGAAACUUACGAAGGGCACUCCUACGAGGAGUGGUGGCCCGGGGAGAACAAGGUGGACUUCUGCGGCGUUUCGAUCUUCCAGCAGGCCUACGGCGACAGUCCGAUGGGUGACCUCGCGACUGCUAAAGAUAUCGCUCGCUUCUGCCGCGACCACAAAAAGCCGCUGAUGGUCGCCGAGUCGACGCCCUUCGGCGUCGGUGAUGCGGAAUCGAGGGACACGAUCUGGGAGCGCUGGUACGAGCCCGUGCUCGCGUUCGUUCGGGAGGAGCGCGUUGCGGUCUGGUGCUACAUCAAUGACAAUUGGGACGCGCAGCGGAUGUGGACCGAGGGCGGCACCUUCUGGGGCGACUCGCGCGUCGAGGCGUACGCUGAUUUGGCUUUGCAUUGGCGGCGCGCGGUCCUGGCUUCACCGACGAGGCUUGUCGCCUCCGGGGCCGGCGGCGGCCACUACGUCGGCGCGGCUUUUGUAGGGUUGUGCUUGUGCGCGCUGCCGUGGCUCGUGCGGCGGAAGGCGUGAUUGUUGUGUAUAUAUCUCUUAGUGUAAAUAUGGUAAUUUCGAGA